This is a messenger RNA of Thalassophryne amazonica, 1507 nucleotides long. It is a transcript of the gene lzic, whose product is annotated as leucine zipper and CTNNBIP1 domain containing. Bases 167 to 739 code for a protein of 190 amino acids. NCBI's taxonomy places the organism in Eukaryota, Metazoa, Chordata, Actinopteri, Batrachoidiformes, Batrachoididae. Gene Ontology annotation, molecular function: beta-catenin binding. The transcript is spliced from 8 exons. The record is from RefSeq and is a predicted model, not a curated record.
CGAUGAGUGUUCGUUAAUUUUUUUUUUUGGUAAGACAGUCGUUUUCAGGAGUUUCUAUGUCAUUUGGUAGUUAAUUAACGCAGUCAGGUCAAACGUUUUACCCAUCCACCUGAGCAGAACUGCACAUCUGAUAAGCAGCUGUUUCCAAAAGAGAGAGAGUUCAGGUAUGGCUUCUCGUGGGAAAUCAGAAACAGGAAAAUUGAAGCAAAAUAUGGAGGAACAACUUGACCGACUGAUGCAGCAGCUUCAGGAUCUGGAGGAAUGCAGAGAAGAGCUGGAUGAGGAUGAAUAUGAGGAGACAAAGAAGGAAACUCUGGAACAGCUGAGUGAAUUCAACGACUCUCUGAAGAAGCUCAUGUCUGGAAACAUGACACUGGUGGAUGAACUGGGCGGGAUGCAGCUGGCAAUCCAAGCUGCUAUCAGCCAAGCUUUCCAAACGCCGGAGGUGAUCCGACUUUUUGCCAAGAAGCAGCCGGGACAGUUGAGAACCAGACUGGCAGAGAUGGACCGAGACGUCAUGGUGGGGAAACUGUCGCGGGACGUGCACACCCUGCAGAAGAUGGAAAUCCUCACAGCUUUAAGAAAACUAGGAGAGAAGCUCACUCCUGAAGAUGAAAACUUUCUAACACAAAAUGCGACAGCAACUCUGAGCCAGUUUGAAAAAGUGACUACAAACCCAGGGUCUGAGGACAAAAUUAUGGCUUUAGCUAGUUCUGGUGUCAAACCUAAAGCUUCUUAAGAAAUUGUAAAAAUCUUUCAUUUUAACACAUUUUUAUUGAGGAAAAACUGCUGUUGAGCAGUGAUUUGUAAUUUAGUGGCUGUUGCUACAGAUGCACUUUUUUAAUGGUAUUUUAUAAGAUUCACUUUUUAAAGUGCUCUUCAGUUAUCCCUUUUUGUGUAAAAUGUAUAACUUUUGAAAGUGUUGAACUCGAGAGAAAUUGCCGUCUGUCCCUCCAGUAUUGGUGCCCUCCAAUUCAAGAACUGUAAAACUCUCAAAAAUGAAUUUUUUUAAUACAAUAAUACUGAGAGGUUGAAGCUCUGCCUGCCAAAAAAUUUGACAUUUAUAAAUACUUUUUCUUUCUAUUUUUAAAAUAGAAUUUUGGCUUUCAAGUAGGAAAUUUACCAGAUGCCCUGCAGUGCUCACAUCACCCACUAGAUGGCAACAAAUGCUCCUCAAAUGUGUUUGACAGUUUAUUCAUUUGAGAAGUUGACUUUUUACAGCCAAAAAUCAACUUACAGUUGCCUCUUGCACUUAUGGGCAAUUUACUUGUUUAAUUUUCCCCUUAAGUGUAAAAUGUAUUACAGGUACUUGCAUGAUAGUCCAGAUGGCUCAUGGGAAAUGUUGUCUUAUGAAUUGUGCUGCAUUUUUUUCCCUUUAAAAAUGAAUGCAAAUGAUUUUUUUGAAGACUUUACUGUAUGACAGCAAGUGGAAAACUGAGUCCUCAAUUUGGAUUUUUGAGGAAAACAAAAAUGAGAGAAGAUGCAGGGAACAUUUUGCAGGAUGCAU